Molecule: messenger RNA, 1389 nt
Organism: Blumeria graminis f. sp. triticale
Lineage: Eukaryota; Fungi; Ascomycota; Leotiomycetes; Helotiales; Erysiphaceae
Source: the annotation of a GenBank genome assembly
AUGCGUAUCAUUUAUGAAUUCAUAGCUGCAGUGACGUCGAUAAUGUUCAUCUUCGCGGUAACGGCGGAGGUUACUCCACAAAACCAGCCGGAAAAGUGGCCUUUAAGCCUUUUCUCACGCGCAAGUCACUUCAUUAAAAGGUCUACAAAUCGUCGUAGAGACAUAGAUGAAAUCGCAAAACACGCGCAGCAAAAACGUAUGCCCAUCGGAAUCAUGAAGAUGAGUCCCGAAGAAGGAGAGAAAUUUUUUGCGACAAACUGGCUGUACGAUGGAGAUUUGCAGACGAACGGAACAGGAGUUCAUAAUGCUGCACCAUCACAAAGAGACCUCGAGCCGGACGCUUUGAUUGCACCAUUCACUCUGCACUCUGAUAGCUUAGAUCUUGGUCAGAUGGAGCCGAAAUACAAUAGCAGCAAUGCUGUUGACUCACCCAUACCGCUAAAAAAGAGAGAUUUCAAGUGUCCGAAAGGUACCUCGGACUGCUCCGCAAUUGGGCAUUCUAAUAGUUGUUGUUCAAGCGGAGACGUAUGUUACGCUAUACAAGAUACCGGACUAGGACCAGUCGGAUGUUGUCCUAAGAAUAAGAACUGUAGUGGGAAGAUAAUGAAUUGCGAUUCCCCAAACACAGCAUGUCCGGCAAGCCAAGGGGGUGGCUGCUGUAUUCCCGACUAUGCAUGCGCAACAUACGGCUGCAUUAUCCAAUCAACGUUACUUGUCACUACGGUUAUCACCGUCACAGCUGAACCUUCUUCUCAUCCAGAAGUCACCACUAUAAUAAGCACCUUGUUUCCGACCCAGACCUGUGAAACGACUCACAAGCCAUGCACUGAAAGCCCUGAAGGAGAUUGCGGCUCGGGAAAUGGAAGUAAUGCAUCGUCGAACGAUGACAAUCCCUCACCACAGACAUCAGCGUCACAUGUGUCAUCAGAUGCCGGGGCUGAACCUGUCCGACCCACAGGUAUAUCUUCCGUCCCACCAACAUGGCCUCUAGGUGAUCCUGAGGUCUGCCCCACCGGAUUCUAUGCUUGUAAAGCGUUCCAUGCAGGCGGCUGUUGUCGGGUCGGAAGAAACUGUGAUACAACUUCGUGCCCUCCUACGGCUUCUACUUCAUUUGUGAGUGGGGGAGUGACGGUCGUUGCCCCUGUAACCUCGAAUACGUCGGCCAAACCCACGGGAACCUGCGCACAAGGAUGGAAUAUGUGUCCCUCAGACGAAGGAGGAAAGUGUUGUCCCGUCGGUUGGCAAUGCGGGGUUGAUAGGUGUUCCAAUGUUGGUCCAACAAGCACUGGGGUUAUAGACAAGGAAGAUGUCAGUCUCGCAGGGCGGCAAGAUACAAACUGGUUGGGCGUUGUUUUCGGUAUUUCAAUUCUAGUGGUAAUUUCGACAUGA